Staurois parvus is the source of this 329-nucleotide messenger RNA. Lineage: Eukaryota; Metazoa; Chordata; Amphibia; Anura; Ranidae. The record is from the annotation of a GenBank genome assembly.
CUGCUUUGCAUGGCUGUGCAUAGCACAGCCAUGCAAAGCAGUGUGCUUACAGUGAAGCACUAACACAGCACAUAAUGUAAAACGGCACAUAGCACACAGUUUGCCCCAUAUGCUAACCCCUUCCUGCCCAGUGUCAUUAGUACAGUAGCAGGGGCGGACUGAAAACUCAUGGGGCCCCUAGGCAAUAGGGGAUCAUGGGGCCCCUGUGUCCUUGCCCGAACUCAAAAAAGCCUAUGAAAAGGGCACCAGGGGCAUCUCAUGGGGCCCCCUACAGACCCUGGGCCCUCGGGCAGUGCCCGAGUUUCCAAAUGGUCUGUCCGCCCCUGGCA